Messenger RNA from Lagenorhynchus albirostris (white-beaked dolphin), 4326 nucleotides. RefSeq names its product nucleoporin 155 (gene NUP155). Gene Ontology annotation, cellular component: nuclear pore; nuclear pore inner ring. The record is from RefSeq and is a predicted model, not a curated record. The transcript is spliced from 35 exons. Gene Ontology annotation, molecular function: protein binding; structural constituent of nuclear pore. NCBI's taxonomy places the organism in Eukaryota, Metazoa, Chordata, Mammalia, Artiodactyla, Delphinidae. Bases 87 to 4262 code for a protein of 1391 amino acids. Gene Ontology annotation, biological process: RNA export from nucleus; protein localization to nuclear inner membrane; transcription-dependent tethering of RNA polymerase II gene DNA at nuclear periphery.
UUGGGGCUGAGUUAGCGUCUUGGGAUUUCUCUUAUUUCUCCUUGCUUUUUGCCUUUCUCCGGUCGCUGUUGUCUCCGAUUUUCGAUAUGCCGUCUUCUUUGCUGGGCUCGGCAAUGCCGGCGUCCACGUCGGCCGCAGCCCUGCAGGAAGCUUUGGAAAAUGCGGGGCGGCUCAUCGACCGUCAGUUACAAGAAGACCGCAUGUACCCGGACCUUUCCGAUCUGCUCAUGGUGUCUGCCCCAAAUAAUCCCACUGUUUCUGGCAUGUCAGAUAUGGAUUAUCCUCUACAAGGACCUGGUUUGCUGUCAGUACCCAACCUGCCAGAGAUCAGUUCCAUUCGAAGAGUUCCUCUCCCACCUGAACUUGUUGAACAGUUUGGACAUAUGCAGUGUAACUGCAUGAUGGGCGUGUUCCCUGCUAUCAGUAGAGCUUGGCUCACAAUUGACAGUGACAUAUUCAUGUGGAACUACGAAGAUGGAGGAGACCUUGCCUAUUUUGAUGGACUUAAUGAGACUAUUCUUGCUGUGGGACUUGUAAAACCAAAAGCUGGCAUAUUUCAACCUCACGUACGACAUCUUCUGGUUUUGGCAACCCCUGUGGAUAUAGUGAUUCUUGGACUCAGUUAUACUAAUUUGCAAACAGGUUCUGGAGUUCUCAAUGACAGUAUGUGUGGUGGAAUGCAGUUACUUCCAGAUCCUUUAUAUUCUCUUCCUACUGAUAAUACUUACCUUUUAACAAUAACUUCCACUGAUAAUGGCAGAAUUUUCUUGGCUGGAAAGGAUGGCUGUUUAUAUGAAGUAGCAUACCAAGCAGAAGCAGGCUGGUUUAGCCAGAGGUGUAGGAAAAUAAACCACUCAAAGAGUGCACUUUCUUUCCUUGUUCCUUCGUUACUACAGUUCACAUUCUCAGAAGAUGAUCCUGUUGUUCAAAUUGCAAUUGAUAAUUCAAGAAAUAUUUUAUAUACACGAUCGGAGAAAGGAGUAAUACAGGUGUAUGAUUUGGGCCAUGAUGGACAAGGAAUGAACAGAGUUGCCUCAGUGUCACAGAAUUCUAUUGUUUCUGCUGCUGGAAACAUUGCUAGGACCAUAGAUCGUUCUGUUUUUAAACCAAUUGUUCAAAUAGCAGUGAUUGAAAACUCCGAAUCACUGGACUGUCAGUUAUUGGCUGUCACACAUGCAGGUGUAAGACUGUAUUUCAGCACUUGUCCGUUCAGACAGCCAUGGACACGCCCUAAUACAUUGACACUGGUCCACAUCCGCUUACCUCCUGGAUUCUCAGCAUCUUCAACGGUGGAAAAGCCUUCAAAAGUACAUAAAGCUCUUUAUAGUAAAGGUAUUCUACUGAUGGCAGCCUCAGAAAAUGAAGAUAAUGACAUUUUGUGGUGUGUCAACCAUGAUACAUUUCCUUUCCAAAAGCCAAUGAUGGAAACCCAGAUGACUACUCGUGUUGAUGGUCAUUCCUGGGCUCUUUCUGCAAUAGAUGAGUUCAAAGUAGAUAAGAUAAUCACACCCUUAAAUAAGGAUCAUAUUCCCAUAACUGACUCACCAGUUGUUGUACAGCAGCACAUGUUGCCUCCAAAGAAGUUUGUUCUCCUCUCAGCACAGGGGAGUCUUAUGUUUCAUAAACUUAGACCUGUAGAUCAACUGAGGCAUCUACUUGUGAGUAAUGUGGGUGGAGAUGGAGAAGAGAUUGAAAGAUUCUUUAAAUUACAUCAGGAAGACCAGGCCUGUGCAACUUGCCUUAUUCUUGCUUGUUCCACUGCUGCCUGUGACAGAGAAGUAUCUGCUUGGGCCACUCGGGCUUUCUUCAGGUAUGGUGGUGAAGCACAGAUGAGAUUUCCAGCCACUCUCCCCGCUCCAAGUAAUGUUGGUCCCAUCUUGGGGUCUCCUGUCUACUCUGGUUCUCCUGUUCCUAGUGGUAGUACAUACCUGAAUCCAUCCUUUUUGGGAACACCAUCUCAAGGUGUUCAUCCUCCUGCUAUGUCAACUCCAGUGUGUGCUAUGGGAAAUCCAGCAACUCAGGCCACAAGUAUGAGUUGUAUGGCUGGACCAGAGAUUGUGUACUCUGGAAAACACAAUGGUAUUUGCAUUUACUUUUCUCGAAUCAUGGGAAACAUCUGGGAUGCUAGUUUAGUUGUGGAGAGAAUAUUCAAGAGUGGCAACAGAGAGAUCACUGCAAUUGAAAGUAGUGUUCCCUCCCAGCUGCUGGAGUCAGUGCUACAAGAACUGAAAGGUUUGCAAGAAUUUCUAGACAGAAACUCCCAGUUUACAGGAGGACCAUUAGGAAAUCCAAAUACUACUGCCAAAGUGCAGCAGAGGCUGAUAGGAUUCAUGCGCCCUGAAAAUGGAAAUACCCAGCAAAUGCAACAGGAGCUGCAGAGGAAGUUUCAUGAGGCUCAACUGAGUGAAAAGGUUUCACUUCAGGCAAUCCAGCAGUUGGUUCGAAAAUCAUACCAGGCUCUGGCUUUAUGGAAACUUCUUUGUGAACAUCAGUUCACUGCCAUUGUAGGAGAACUUCAGAAGGAAUUUCAAGAACAGUUGAAAAUCACCACCUUUAAAGAUCUGGUAAUCCGGGACAAGGAACUGACAGGGGCAUUAAUUGCUUCUCUAAUCAACUGCUACAUCAGAGAUAAUGCUGCUGUUGAUGGCAUUAGUUUACACUUACAGGACAUCUGCCCACUGCUGUAUAGCACUGAUGAUGCAGUUUGUUCUAAGGCAAAUGAGCUUCUCCAGCGUUCCCGACAAGUUCAAAAUAAGAUUGAAAAGGAAAGAAUGUUAAGGGAAUCAUUAAAGGAGUAUCAAAAAAUCAGCAAUCAAGUGGACCUGUCCAGUGUUUGUGCUCAGUAUAGACAAGUGCGUUUUUAUGAGGGUGUAGUGGAGCUCUCUCUUACUGCUGCAGAGAAAAAAGAUCCUCAGGGUCUUGGACUUCAUUUCUAUAAACAUGGAGAACCAGAAGAAGACAUCGUGGGACUUCAGGCUUUCCAAGAAAGAUUAAACAGUUACAAGUGUAUUACAGAUACACUUCAAGAACUGGUAAAUCAAAGUAAGGCUGCUCCUCAGUCUCCCAGCGUGCCCAAGAAACCCGGACCUCCAGUGUUGUCGUCUGAUCCCAAUAUGCUGAGUAAUGAAGAAGCAGGCCAUCAUUUUGAACAAAUGCUUAAAUUGUCUCAAAGAUCCAAAGAUGAACUCUUUAGUAUUGCCCUUUAUAAUUGGCUAAUACAAGCUGACCUUGCAGAUAAACUGCUACAGAUUGCUUCUCCAUUUCUGGAGCCAUAUCUAGUCCGAAUGGCCAAAGUUGAUCAAAACAAAGUUCGUUACAUGGAUUUACUCUGGAGGUAUUAUGAGAAGAACAGAAGUUUUAGCAAUGCUGCUCGUGUCCUAUCCAAAUUGGCUGACAUGCAUAGCACAGAAAUUUCACUUCAGCAGCGACUAGAGUACAUUGCUCGUGCCAUUCUUAGUGCCAAAAGUUCCACUGCCAUUUCAUCAAUAGCUGCAGAUGGUGAAUUCCUUCAUGAAUUAGAAGAAAAAAUGGAAGUUGCUAGGAUCCAACUUCAGAUACAAGAGACACUACAAAGGCAAUAUUCCCAUCAUUCUUCUGUACAGGAUGCAAUUUCUCAGCUGGACUCUGAGCUAAUGGACAUAACUAAGCUUUAUGGGGAAUUUGCUGACCCAUUUAAACUGGCAGAAUGUAAACUUGCAAUAAUUCAUUGUGCCGGUUAUUCAGACCCUAUACUGGUGCAGACACUUUGGCAAGAUAUCAUAGAGAAAGAACUGAAUGAAAGCGUGACAUUGAGCUCCCCAGACAGGAUGCAUGCUCUUAGUCUCAAGAUUGUGCUCCUUGGCAAGAUGUAUGCCGGCACACCUCGUUUCUUUCCUCUAGAUUUUAUUGUGCAGUUCUUAGAGCAGCAAGUUUGUACUUUGAACUGGGAUGUGGGUUUUGUGAUACAGACAAUGAAUGAAAUUGGAGUGCCAUUACCUAGACUACUGGAAGUAUAUGAUCACUUGUUCAAGUCACGGGAUCCAUUCUGGAACAGAAUGAAGAAGCCACUGCACCUUUUGGAUUGUAUACAUGUACUAUUGACAAGAUAUGUUGAAAAUCCUAGCCAAGUUUUAAAUUGUGAGAGGAGAAGAUUCACAAAUCUCUGCCUGGAUGCCGUUUGUGGUUAUCUGGUUGAGCUCCAGUCUAUGAGCUCCUCAGUAACAGUACAGACCAUCACUGGGAAUUUUAAAUCUCUUCAGGCUAAACUAGAACGGCUUCAUUAAUUAUUGUAAUGUAUUUUCAUCCAUGCGUUUUGAUCUGUAAAAUAAAAGCUCAGCUGGGUCCAGA